AUUUCUGUUUGUAGACAAAUCCGGAUCGAUUUCGAUUGUCGAUUGUGAAUAUGGAGUUAUCGACAUAAAUUCGAAAACUUAUUGGCGAUAGGUUAUCAACAUUCCCAAUGUGUAAUGUACGGUUCGGUGAUUAGAUUGGGUUUUCGAAAGCUUUGUAAAAUGGCUGAUGCAAAAUUAGCAGCGGUUCCAAGUGUAGAUAUUGAGGAAGGAGUUUUCAAGUAUGUAUUAAUAAAGGUAUACGGAAAGGAUGAGUCUUCACAUAAAAACAUUGUAAGAGGAUACGCAGAUUGUCAGUGGCAUUCCGAUAUCUACGAUCGAUCCAGCGAAUCCUGUAAGGGAUUAGGACUAGAAACAGAAUGUCUUGGCGGUGGUCGCAUUGAGCACAACCCGGAUUUGAAGUUAAUAAAAGUGUACGGCUAUUCACAGGGUUUUGGAAAGGCGGACCACGCAGAAACCAAAAAAAUAUUGCUCGAUAAGUUUCCACAAUAUGACAUUGAAAUAUCCGAUGAAGGUUAUUAAAUCUAUUUAGAUACCUACUUCAUCAUUAUGUUUAAAUUUUGAACUGAUAAGUAUAUAUGAACGUUAGUUAAAUAAAAAAAAAUGAAAUAUA
This is a messenger RNA of Zeugodacus cucurbitae (melon fly), 610 nucleotides long. Its product is annotated as sex-regulated protein janus-A. Gene Ontology annotation, cellular component: cytosol. Gene Ontology annotation, molecular function: protein histidine phosphatase activity. The record is from RefSeq and is a predicted model, not a curated record. Lineage: Eukaryota; Metazoa; Arthropoda; Insecta; Diptera; Tephritidae. Gene Ontology annotation, biological process: peptidyl-histidine dephosphorylation. The transcript is spliced from 5 exons. Bases 115 to 519 code for a protein of 134 amino acids.